AGUGCAGUACUCGGAACGUUGUCGUCAUGACGUAAGACGUAUGAAAGUGCGUAGUGACGUGACGGUUGCUGGUCGACAGUUUUCCCUCCUCGUUGACAAAGCUAUCCGGCUAACGCCGAUGUUUAGCUAAAGAUACUUUUAUCGUUUAACAUUUUGGACUUCGUGGCGUCAACACAGUUGGAGGGAGGUCGACAAAGAACCGAACAUCCAUAACAACGUUGUUAAAGAAGACUUAUGCGGUCCCGCUAGCAAGAUGUUCAACAAGUCAUUUGGAACUCCCUUCGGUGGAGGGACAGGGGGGUUUGGCACAGCAUCGACCUUUGGACAGCAAAACGCAGGUUUUGGGGCGACGGGAGGCUUUGGGACAACUGCGUUCGGAGCCACCGCCAACACUGGAGGACUGUUUGGUACCACACAGAAUAAGCCUGGCGGUCUGUUUGGGUCCAGUACAUUCAGCCAGCCGGCAACUUCUGCCCCCACCACCGGCUUUGGUUUUGGUGCAGCGACUGGCACUUCCACCGGCCUGUUUGGCAACACCGGAACGGGCACCAGCGGCGGACUCUUCUCCCAGCAGAACAAUGCUUUCGGUGCCAAUAAGCCCACCUCGUUUGGAAAAGUCUCCCUCCCAUCGUGUCCUCCAGGCUUUGGGACGAGCACCAGCAGUGGAGGACUGUUUGGGUCGACCAACACCACCUCCAACCCGUUCGGUGGAGGUGGUGUUGCUUCCCUGUUCGGAAGCUCAGGGUUCACCGCCGCUCAGCAGCAGCCAGGAACAACCGUAAAAUUCAAUCCUCCAACAGGAAGUGACACAAUGGUAAAAGCAGGCGUGACCACGAGCAUCAACACCAAGCACCAGUGCAUCACAGCCAUGAAGGAAUAUGAGAACAAAUCCCUGGAGGAGUUGAGGCUGGAGGACUACCAGGCGGGCAGGAAGGGUCCAACCAACCCGAUGGCUGCGCCGACGGGCGGUCUGUUCGGUGCUGCCACGGCGACGUCCAGUGCCGCCACUGGCCUGUUCGGCGCCGCUGCCCCCAACACCAACUUCUCCUUUGGGCAGAACAAGAGCACCUUUGGUGCAGCAGCACCUGCUGGCGGUUUCGGUGCAACCACAGGCGGUCUGUUUGGUCAGCAGCAGCCACCGCAACAAGCCAGCAGCCUCUUCAAGCCGUUCGGUCAGGCCACCACCACACAGAGCACCGGCUUCUCCUUCGGCAACACCAACACGAUGGGACAGGCCAACGCCAGCAGCAUAGGUUUGUUUGGGAACACGCCGGCGCCGCAGACGGGUGGGUUGUUUGGCGCAGCUCAGACGAGCGCCGCCACUGGCGGCUUUGGGACGGGCACCGGGUUGUUCGGCGCGAACAACACUGGAUUCGGAGCUGUUGGCACACAGAGUUUAUUCGGUAAUAAGACAGCCGGGUUUGGCACCACCACCACAAGCACCCCCUCCUUUGGCACCGGCACCGGGCUGUUUGGCAACAAACCCGCCCUCACGCUGGGGACGGGAACCAACACCUCCACCUUCGGUUUUGGUGCAAACCCUGCUGCCGGGAGUCUUUUUGGGAACAAGCCGGCCACCGGAGGACUGGGGGCUGCACUGGGAACCAGCUUCGGAGCAGCAGUGGGCGCAGGACAGACGUCGCUGUUUGGGAAUACCCAAGGUAAACUGGGUACCACACUGGGAACGAUGGGAACGUUCGGAGGGGCCGGAUUCAACAGCGGAACCAGCCUGGGCUUCGGACCUCCACAGCAGCCAGUCGCGCUCACGGAUCCGAACGGGGCGGCCGCCCAACAAGCCAUGCUUCAGCAGCAGCUCAGCAAUCUGGCGUACUCGCCGUACGGAGACUCGCCGCUGUUCAGAAACCCACUGUCAGACCCCAAGAAGAAAGAGGAGCGUCUGAAACCAACCAAUCCAACGGCCCAGAAGGCUCUGACCACGCCCACCCACUACAAGCUGACCCCUCGACCUGCGACCAGAGUCCGCCCCAAAGCGCUGACGUCAUCAGGGGCCUCCAAGUCGCAGCUCUUUGACGGCCUGGACGAUGACGAGCCCUCGCUCACCAACGGAGCCUUCAUUCCCAGGAAGAGCAUCAAGAAACUUGUGCUGAAGAACCUCAACAGCAGCCAGUACAGCAGUCCAAUCAACAAAGAGACCGACGACCUCGCUUCACCUCCAGAGUAUCCACAGAACGGACACAGCAGUCAUAUGGAGGAGGAGGAGGAGAUGCCCGGUCCCAGCAGCCGGACAGACGACGACCCAGAGGUCACCCAGUUCUACGUCAACCCCAUCGCCAAGCCGAUCCCGCAGGGCCGCAUCCAGACCAGCCUGCAGGACACCAUCAGCGACCUCAACAUGCACAAACCGGUCAGGAACGGACUGGAGCUGAGCAGCGAGGACGUGUCGGCGUCUCUGGGAGACGAGUCUCUGCGAGACGAGUCUCUGCAGGAGGACAGAGAGGAGGAGCAGCAGGAGUCUCUACAGUCUCCUCACCCAGCAGGGAUCGUUCUGAACCGUGUUGGUUAUUACACCAUCCCCUCCAUGGAGGAUCUGGCUGAGAUGGUGGAUGAAAACGGAAAAUGUGUAGUGGACAACUUCACCAUUGGCAGAAAAGGCUACGGCUCCAUCUUCUUCCCCGGUGAGGUGAACGUGACGGGACUGAACCUCGACGAGAUCGUCCACUUCAGACGCAAAGAAGUCAUCGUGUACCCGGACGACAAAACCAAGCCUCCACAGGGGGAGGGGCUAAACAGGCGAGCAGAGGUGACUCUGGACGGCGUUUGGCCAAACGACAAGACGGCCUGCACUCAGAUCAGGAGCCCCGAGCGCCUGACGGAGAUGAACUACGAGGGUCGGCUGGAGAAAGCCUCGCGUAAACAGGGAGCCCGUUUCCUGGAGUACAGAACUGAGACCGGAUCCUGGGUGUUCGAGGUCGCCCAUUUCUCCAAAUACGGCCUCCAGGACUCUGACGAGGAAGACGAUGUCCCGCCCAAAGCCGACCCCAAGAAGCUGAAGACGAUGAUGACACUUCCUCCCUCCAGGCUGCAGCAGCCACUCCCCUCCUCCCAGCAGCAGGUGGCGCCACAGGCUCAGUCCACUGUUGUCGUGGAUCUUCCGGGUGGCGUGGCAGAGUUAGACAGCGACAUGGCCGACAUCACUCAGAGCUUCCCGACAGAGAGCAUGCUGGGAGGAGAGGAAGACAGCGACCAGCUGUUAGCGGGGGAGAUGGAUGUGGCGAGCGGGAAGCUCGGAGGUUUGACCUAUGCGGAGCUCAACGGCGUGUCUGCGUCCAGCCACAUGGCUUCCUCGCUGGGGAUCAACCCGCACACGCUCCAGAUCAUGAAGGCGUCUCUGUUUGCGGAGGAUGAAGAGGAGAGCGACAUGUUCCAGAGUCAGGGAGCGAUGAAAAUCUCUACGGACGUCUCGUCUCCUCGCCUCGUCCUGCCGGGAUCUCAGGGCCGACCCUCCGUGGGAGGUCUCCUUCAGACUCGUUUUACCUCCGGCCUCUUCUCUCAGAUGUCAGACUCUCCCCGUCCUCCUCUUCUUCCUCCUUCUCUGUCCCGGGGGUCUCCAGCAGCCGCCGAACAGUCCCGGUCCUUACACUGGGCCGGACCGGCUCCCUCAUCCUUCAUGCUGCCCUCCCGAACUCCAGAGCCUUCCGUCAGGACAGUUGGCGCCCGGCGGCUGGGUGGCCCCGUCCCCCUCAAAGAGUCGGUCACUCAGGGGAAGGGGAGUUUGUUGAUGGACGCCGCACUGUUUGCGGGUCGUUCCUUUCGGGUUGGGUGGGGUCCCGGCUGGACGCUGGCACACUGCGGCCACCGGCUGAGCUCACCACCGACCAAACAGCUCGACCGCCAAGAACUGACCAAAACUGACUACAGCUUCCUGCCAAAACCUGCCAGGAAACCGCUGAUAGAAAGCCCCUAUAAGGUUGUGUUGGAGCAGCUGGUGGGUCUGGGGCCUCCAGCUGUGAAGAGCCGAGUGGAGGAAGAGGAGGAAGAGGAGAGCCAGGCGGUGCUGCAGCGCCCCCUGGAGAUCUGUCUGAAGCACAGCAUCGUCGACACCACAGACGCCUCCGCCUGCCCUCUGGUGCGGCCGCAGCCUGGUGUGGCGGCGCUGCACGAGUACGCCGAGUGGAUCGUCGAACUGGGCGACAAGCAGCAAGACACCGACCCCCUCCUGGGUUACUGGGCCGAGGUCUGGACCUUGUGCGAGGCCUUGUGGGGCCGGCUGGGCCCCGCAGAUCAGGAGCCAGACGUGGAGAUGCCCAGCGAGUACGAGCAGCAGCUGGAGAGGAGGCGAACCUUCUCGGCCUGGCUGUCCCGCGGAGCCACCUGCAGGGUUGAGGAGGAGGUGGCGUUGGCGGGGAAGGGUCGGCACACUGAGGCCAUCUUCAGCUACCUGACGGGCAACCGCAUCAGUGAGGCGUGUCGACUGGCUCAGAAAGAAGGAGACCACCGGCUGUCCCUGCUGCUGUCUCAGGCCAUGGGCUCUCAGUACUGCCGGGACCUGCUGGCCCUUCAGGUUGCCGACUGGAACCGCAUGCAGACCGACAGCUACCUGCCCGAGGAACGGCUGCGCAUCUUCACGCUGCUCGCCGGGAAACCUGUGUGGCAGUCGUCUGACUCUGUCGUGAACGUGUGCUCUGAGUUGGACUGGAAGCGCUGUGUUGCUGUCCACCUCUGGUUCAUGUUGCCUCCGACCGCCUCCGUGGCGGACGCCCUCGCCAGAUAUGAAGCCGCCUUCCAGGGCUCGUGUGAGGCGGGAAAGUACGCCUGUGCCCCCCUGCCUCCGUACCUGGAGGCGGUGCAGCCGGAUAUGGACGAUGAAGAGGAGGAGGAGUCUAAACGGCCUCUGCACGACCUCUGCUUCCACCUGCUCAAACUCUACAGUGACAGACACUACAGCCUGCAGCAGCUGUUGGACCCCCUGACGGUCACCUGGGAGCGUCUGGAUUACCGUCUGAGCUGGCACCUGUGGGGCGUCCUGCAGGCGCUGCACUACAGCCACCUGAGCGCCUCGCGGCAGGGACUCCUCCACGCUAGCUACGCCGCUCAGCUGGAGAGCGCCGGCCUCUGGGACAUGGCCGUCUUCAUCCUGCUGCACAUCCCCGACCACACUCAGCGGGAGCGAGCGGUGAGGGAGAUGCUGACCCUCCACUGCCCUCUGCAGGAGACGGACGAGUCGGUCCGAAGGGAGCGCUUCCUGACCGAGAAGCUGCUGAUCCCAGAGCAGUGGAUCCACGAGGCCAAAGCCACCCGAGCUCGCCGCGACAGCGACCGACACCAAGAGGCUCUGCACCUGUACCGGGCCGGAUACUGGAGCCAGUGUCACCGGCUGCUCAUCCAACACCUGGCCUCAGACUGCAUCAUCAACGACAACCACGACUACCUGUUGGAGUUCCUGGAGGGGCUGGCGGUGCCUGAACAUAGCGCCACCAUCCAGGACUGGGACACUGCCGGGAGGGUUUACCUGGACUACAUCCGGGUAGUAAAGACUCUGCAGGACAUCCAGCAGAUGGAAAACGCUGGUUACGAGUUGGAGCGUCUCUACACCGACGUGACGUCUCUGUGCAGCAGAAUCGAGCUCCUGCCCUGCCGCACCGCCAGAGACCGCCUCGCCCAAUCAGAAAUGGCGAAGCGUGUGGCGAACAUCCUGCGGGUUGUGCUGAGUCUGCAGCAGGGCGACGCAGCCUCCGACUCCCUCAGCAUCCCGCUCACCCAGCUGGCGCCGCACAUCACCCGCCUGCCGAUGCCGGAGGACUACGCGCUGGAGGAGCUGCGAGGCCUCACGCAGUCAUACCUGCGACAGCUCAUCGUCAGCCAAUGAGGGCACAGAACAGAAAGCAGGAAAGCGCAGACAUGUUCACAUCAGAUGAAUAAAAAAGGUGUUGAAAUUUCAGACGCUCAAACAUCAUGAAAUUCCGAUGCAGAACGGGUUUUUUUUUUUUUUUGGAAAGA
Molecule: messenger RNA, 5958 nt
Organism: Sander lucioperca (pikeperch)
Lineage: Eukaryota; Metazoa; Chordata; Actinopteri; Perciformes; Percidae
Gene: nup98
Product: nucleoporin 98 and 96 precursor
Exons: 35
Coding region: 254-5827 (1857 amino acids)
Biological process (GO): protein import into nucleus; post-transcriptional tethering of RNA polymerase II gene DNA at nuclear periphery; RNA export from nucleus
Cellular component (GO): nuclear pore cytoplasmic filaments; nuclear pore
Molecular function (GO): structural constituent of nuclear pore
Source: RefSeq, a predicted model, not a curated record